AUGGCUGCCACUAAUCCUGAAUACUAUACACACUCCUCCGGCCACAAAAUAUCCCGCAUUCAAACCUCUGGCUUCGACGAUGAUAUCAUCCACAUUGGCGAUACCUCAGUCAACAAGUAUGAGCUCAUGGCAGCCUUCGGUGGUACCCUGAAUCCUGGUCUUGCACCUCCUCCUUCGCGCAAGUUUGCCAAUCCUUCACCUCUCGGUCUUUGCGCUUUUGCUCUCACAACUUUUGUCCUUUCCCUCGUCAACAUACGCGCUCGCCAUGCUACAAACCCUUCCGUUGUUAUCGGCCUCGCUUACUUCUAUGGCGGUUUCAUCCAACUCCUGGCAGGUAUGUGGGAGAUUGUUGUUGAAAAUACUUUCCCUGCAGUUGCCCUUUCUUCCUACGGAGGUUUCUGGCUUUCUUGGGCUGCCAUUAACACAGACUCAUUUGGAAUUGUGUCUUCAUAUACCACAACAGACGAGCUCGAAGAUGUUCUUGGUUACUAUCUUAUGGGCUGGGUCAUUUUCACUACCCUUUUGGUUUCAGUCACUCUUCGCUCUACUUUUGCCUUCUUUGGUCUUUUCUUCACCCUUGAUAUGACUUUCCUUUUCCUCGCAAUUGAAAAACUCGCCCGCUCUCCUGCUUGCGGAAAGAUUGCAGGUUGGUGGGGUCUGGCCGCUGCGUUUUUCGCAUGGUAUAACGCAUAUGCUGGUCUUGCAACUCCAGAAAACUCGUACAUCGUUGUCAAACCCCUUUACAUGCCUGGUGCCAUGCUGCCGCGCGAUAAGACAAAAGAUGACGAGUCCAAGUAA
Magnusiomyces paraingens is the source of this 798-nucleotide messenger RNA. RefSeq lists its product as uncharacterized. Gene Ontology annotation, cellular component: plasma membrane. The record is from RefSeq and is a predicted model, not a curated record. The coding region runs from base 1 to 798 and encodes 265 amino acids. Lineage: Eukaryota; Fungi; Ascomycota; Dipodascomycetes; Dipodascales; Dipodascaceae. Gene Ontology annotation, molecular function: acetate transmembrane transporter activity. The transcript has a single exon.